Sclerotinia sclerotiorum 1980 UF-70 is the source of this 3183-nucleotide messenger RNA. RefSeq lists its product as hypothetical. The record is from RefSeq and is a predicted model, not a curated record. Gene Ontology annotation, molecular function: protein binding. Gene Ontology annotation, biological process: positive regulation of TORC1 signaling. The transcript is spliced from 4 exons. Lineage: Eukaryota; Fungi; Ascomycota; Leotiomycetes; Helotiales; Sclerotiniaceae. Gene Ontology annotation, cellular component: cytoplasm. Bases 1 to 3183 code for a protein of 1060 amino acids.
AUGGACAAGACGGAGGGAAUCAUUAGAUGGUCACCAAACUCAGCUCGUGCGCAGUUUGUUGCGUUCAAUCUGAAUUAUCGAAUCCUUCAAGUCUAUGAGGCCAAGGGCCUUGCACGGCCAGGAAACUUCGAGUAUGAACCCCUUUCUCGUUACAUUGAUAUCCCCUCUUUGAAUACAUUCGACUGGUCGCCAGUUGUCGAAGGAUUAGUUGCUGUCGGUACUUCUAGUGGCGAGCUUCAAUUACUACGAGUUGACGACAAUUCUAAUGCUGUUUUGUCUCUUUCCAUCAAGCAGCCAAGAGCAUGUCAAGCUGUCGCUUUUAACACUACUGGAUUGCUAGCAAUUGGUCUCGAAAGAGUUCGCAAUGAUGGCUCUCUGCAAAUUUGGGAUAUUAAUCAACGCCUAGCUGAUUGGGAUACUUCUCAGCCAGGAUGGAAAGUCCCAAAUAAUGCGGUCGAGCCGAGAAAGUUAGAGUCGGCCACCGUAACUAGCAUUAAGUUCUUUGAGGACCAACCGCAAACCCUUGCUAUUGGUAUCAAGAACUCUUCUGUCCGGAUCCACGACCUCAGAGACCCGAGUGGUGGAGUAAUCACAUUUCAAACUAAAUGCAACAACAACCUCACCAUCGACUACUCAGAUCCCAACUACUUUGCUUCUUCUUCUUUAGAUCAACCUGGACUCAUGGUCUGGGAUCGACGUGUCAGCACUCGAGCUACUGCCUCUCCGAUGUAUUUGGACGCUUUUGAUAACGAUGGAUAUGUUUGGGGGGCCGCUUUGCAACUAAAGAAGGUCAUUUCCACCGACAAACAAGGCUCAUAUAUAAAAUCAUUGCGCUAUUGUCGAGAGCAGCGUGGAACUUUGGGUGUUCUGUCAAAUACCGGCCAGCUUCAGAUUCUGAAGACUAACAAGGAGUAUUACGAUCCUGGUUCUGAAGAUGAUGUUAAAGGGAGUCCAGAGCUACUUCAAGUCAGGAGAUCGUUUGAUCUCGAAUAUCCAUAUUUCGACACAGAUCGUGGUCGCAAGCAGGAAGAUAGGAUAGUCUCUUUCGAUUGGUUAACACUCGGUACUACAGAUCUACAGCCACGUGUUGUUGCAUUGAGGGCUUCUGGAUCAUUAGAAAUCAUGCAAACACCGCCUACUAGCACCGAUCAAAUGAUGGACUUCAUGCCAUGGCAACAACCACAUAAUCACGACAAAGUGCCAUAUCAUACUUUGAUGGACUUUGCAGAUGCCACCGAGCGUAGAGCGAAUCUUGGCCCUCUUUAUGCAAAAGAACUGAAGUUUAAUACACCCAUAUUUGGAUCGGAUGGAUACAAUACCCUGCAUGUGCAAGAGUCGCUAGCGGCUGCUCUUGACAAAGCUCUUGAACGUCCCGAAGCUCCAGCGUCAGAUGUCAAGAAAGAAACUCCUGGAAGCCAGAUUAGCAGAGCAUCUUUCACGAAGUCGACUUUUGCGGAAGCUAUUGAUCGACAGUUCGAGUUUGUCGACGACCCGGUUCUAGAGACAUUCGCCAAGGGAGGAGUUGUCGGCGCUGAGAGCGUUCAUGGUUCUUUAAGCGAGAAAUUAUCUGCUAUAAAUCUGUUGAACAAAUUUAAUUCCCAAGAUUCAUCGGCAACUAAGAUUUACUCAAGCAGGGAUAUGCACGAGAUCUUAUUGAGAUCUCGCAUACCAGCUUCUAAGGCCGACGCUAUGCUAAUCGAUAAUCUAUUCAUAGAACGUGCUCUUAAUGGGUACUUGUUUGAUUGUAACAAAAACAAGUCACUAGUCAAAGAAGAUCCAUGGCUUAGAGAUGUAUGGUAUUGGACUUCAAUGGCCGAGAAAGCAGCCAAGGAUGAUGGAAUGUUGUAUUCGACCCUUGACCUUAGCUAUUUGGGAGUCUAUACCUUAUGGAACAACAAAUUAGGUGGCAAGGCCGAAUCAAGACUUGUCGAAAGUACUGUUGUUCCUGAUCCUACUCAGUGGGAAAGACUUAUUGCUGUUAUCAACAAACGUAUUGGCUAUGAAGAGUAUACUGGUGUACCAACCAUGAAGCCACAGCAUCGACAGUUAUGCCUUGCUCAAUGCGGCUUUGCAAAACCUGUAGCAGAGCUUAGAGAAAUUCUUACUCGUUUAGAAGGGAGAGGAGAGUAUACCAAAGCGGCUGCACGGGCGCUUUUUGAAGGAGAACCUGAACUUGCAGUUGAUAUCCUCAGGCGUGGAGACAAAGAGCUAGUAUUUGUUGCUGUAGCACUCGACGUUACCACCAAGAGUCCUCCUAACGUUGAUCUGUCCAAUUGGAGCAAGACGCUUGAAGAUCAAGCUCACAUGUCUGGAGAUCCAUAUCUCCGAGCUAUCUUUGGCUAUGUCACAACACGAGACUGGGAGGUCAUCGCAAAUGAGACAGCUUUACCAUUGAGAUACCGCGCUGGAGUCGCUUUAAGAUACCUUAGUGAUCUUCAACUCACAGAGUGGCUUGACAAGGAAAUGGAAGAAGCUAUCGAACAUGGAGAUAUCGAAGGCAUUGUACUUGCCGGAAUCACAGACAACAUGGUCGAUAUUUUGGCGAAAUAUGUUGCAAAGUUUUUCGAUUAUCAAACCGCCAUCCUAAUCAUGUCUUUUUGCUACCCACGAUACAUUUCUGAUAUUCGCUGCGAUGCCUGGCGCCAAAGCUACCAAGCUUAUCUAAAUCGCCAUCAGCAAUUCAUCCUACGAGUCCAAUUCGACCAAGGCUCAGCCAAGAAAUCUCGUCAACGAGACGGCAUUCCAGUUAUCAAACCUCCCAUUCGCCAAGUCACCGUCCGCUGUCUUUACUGCGAUAACCGUUCUUCAAAUGAUCGUCAUAAUGCUUCAGGCGCUGCUCCCGCUCCCCCUAAUUCAUCCGCCGGUCCCUCUUCUUCUGCUGAUGAACGCAAUCCUUUAAUCUCCAGUGGAAUCAAUGCAGGCCUUAGCUGUCCUCGCUGUGGUUCGCACUUACCUCGCUGUGGAAUAUGCUUAGAAAUUUGUGGUUCUCCGAGGUCGGAUAGGCCUGAGCUGUCGACCGAUCCGAUGAUUAAGAGAAUGGGCAAUCAGUUGACUUUCUGUAUGAAAUGUAAACAUGCUGCUCAUAUGGAUCAUGCGAUAAAGUGGUUUGAUAGACAUGUGGAGUGUCCAAUUGCUGAGUGCAAGUGCCAGUGUAACUUUAGGGCCAAUGCAGAUAUUGCUUGA